AUGUCAGGAUGGAAUUUUACUAUCGAAAAUUGUUCGAGCGUGGACAACUGCAGUCACAAUGAGUCUGGCUCUGUGUGGUACACCGACAAGACACCAAUAGAUGUCCAAGACAUUGUCACCCUCUUGCCGUGCUCGAUUACGUUUCUCGUUUGCACGUUUGUCUUGAUCGUUCUCUUCAAAUCAGGCGAAGCUCGAAAGUGCCCAGGCCAUCUACUGAUUGCAAACGCAACGUUUGGAGACUUAGUUGGAGUUAGCGUGUUGAGUGUGCGCUCGUGGGUGUAUGCACAUCCGAUGACGAUGACCGAGUCCAACAAGAUCAUCUGCAAGGUCUACUAUUUCUUCUUCGUAUUUAUGCAUGCUUGGACUGGAUGGUCCUGCGCCGUUCUAGCGUAUGACAGAUAUGACAUGGUAGCGCGACCGUUGAAUAGAAAAUUGACACUGAAAAAGGCGAAAUUGUGCGUCGUCGCCAUUAUUGUCUUUUGUGCUCUCUGGGCAGCGUGUCCUCUCAUCGGAUGGAGCGAAUAUCGUUUGCAAAUCAAUGGAGCUUGCAGUAUGGCGUACACCGUCGACAUACCAGAAGAGAUCGGCAGUGCGAUGUUCACUCUCUUGUUUUUCACCAUCAAUUACAUCACACCUCUUAGUAUUGACGUCAUUUGCUUUAUUCGAGUUCUGAUCAUAGCGCUGUCUCAUAUGCGACGCAAGAGAUCAUUCUCCAGACGAGUUUCACGUCAUUCUACGAGCGUCUCGGAAUCGACUGACAAUGCGAGAGUAACGUCUCCUCUUGCCAUAAUUGCUUCGCGUCCUUUCAUUGUCGUCACCACAACUAUUGCAUCAGAUGUUCUUCUGUCGGCACCAUAUCUCAUCAUUCUCGUUCUAAGAAAGGUCGGUGUCAUACCGCGGGACGCGUACAUCGGAGUCGUUCAGGUGGUUCGUUUUGGAAUGCAUCUGACUGCAUACAAUCAUCUCUUCAAUGCAGUUCUUUACACUAUCUUCGUAAAGAAUAUUAUCUCGUCUGCAUUUCCAUGCCUCAAGCGAUACAAAAAGAACAAGAGAAUAAACCAAAUUCUCCAACUUCGUGUCCUUGCCAGAAACAAGACAUCUAGCCAACAGACUUGCACUACACCAGUUGUAGCAUCAGCAGACGACGUCUUCGAGUGUGAUCUAUAA
Molecule: messenger RNA, 1167 nt
Organism: Corticium candelabrum
Lineage: Eukaryota; Metazoa; Porifera; Homoscleromorpha; Homosclerophorida; Plakinidae
Product: rhodopsin-like
Exons: 1
Coding region: 1-1167 (388 amino acids)
Biological process (GO): phototransduction; cellular response to light stimulus; G protein-coupled receptor signaling pathway
Cellular component (GO): plasma membrane
Molecular function (GO): G protein-coupled photoreceptor activity
Source: RefSeq, a predicted model, not a curated record